Molecule: messenger RNA, 1495 nt
Organism: Somion occarium
Lineage: Eukaryota; Fungi; Basidiomycota; Agaricomycetes; Polyporales; Cerrenaceae
Source: the annotation of a GenBank genome assembly
CCUUGAAGUGGGCCUUGCGUUGCUCUUGUUCAGGCAGCAUCCACGGGUCCUUGCGCUGCAACACACCACGUUCAGUACUAGUCUGCCCCUCCCCGACAUGUCUUCCAUUUCAUCUAAUGACUCUUACGACCAUAACGACCUCUCAAAUGCUCUGCUUUCCUCUACUGCUUAUCAUCUCGUCUAUACUAUUCCCCUGAUUGUGCUGUCUACUCUGCUUGCCUUCGCUGGUUCGUUCCUCACUCUUGAUCGCACAAGAGCACUCCCCCGCACCCCGAAAGCGCUGGAUCCCAGAUCCCUCGCCCGUCGAUUACACUCGUGGUUCGUCCUUGAAGGUGGGGUUGGCGGAAUUCUACUGGGUUAUGCUUUCGGAGUUCAUCUAGCUACCUUCCUUUCCAUGAUGAUACCCAAUAUAUCAAAUGCUGCACCUCUCCAUCCGGCGGCAUUCCUGGCUGUGUGGUUAUGCUCCUGUUUAUUUACUGCUGUUAGCUGUGGUCGCUGGAAGUACGUUGCCCGUACCGCGGCUGGCCUGACUGGAUACUCCACUCUCGCGUUGUCGGUGUCCGUCAUUGUUCACCCAUCUCUGGUCACUCGCAUAGUCAUUACGGCCGUAUUCACCAUUCUAGGGACCGUCGCUUGUCUACUGCCAUUUCCUGCGUUCUCUCAUGUUCCCGUACGACUUGCCGCUUCUGCUACUGGCGCGUUUGGAAUCAUACUAUCUCUCGCUCUUCUCACACAUUUGCCUGCGUGGACGGAUGUAUGGGAGAGAUACUGGGUCCGCGACGAUAUCGAGUGGGGCAAUGUAAAGGAGAAGGGUCUGAGUGCUGCGUACUGCUUUAUCUUUGUCAUAGGUGUCGCAUGCGAUUGGGCGUUGCAUCGAUACUAUGGAGAAGACCCUGACGACAAAUGGAAUCAUUACUUGGCAGAUUAUACUCUGAACCUCCCCAAUGAUCAUCAUAGAGCAGGAGAUUUCAGGCUAACUCCAUCCUGGUGGGAGCAGAUCAAGAUAUUCUUCUCGGGCGAAGAGAGGAAGAUACAAUCUCAACUUCAAAAGCCUGUCACCAUUCUGAAGCAAGAGCCAUGGUCUGGUCUCAUGCCAGGUGUUUCCUAUCAAUAUGCCGCUGUUGGAGACAAUGUGAGGAAAGAUGGCUUCAUUGACAGUGGUUCGGAUAACGGGUCUUCACAUGGCAAAGCUUCCAAACUUUCUGCUUGGGAUGACUUCUGGAGAGAUGUCAAGUUUCAGGCAGCAUAUUGAUAAUGGAGUGUGUUUAUUGUUAUGACCUUUAUGAAUGCAAUGAUUUUUGAAUAUUGGCAAAGUAAAUGAUGGUUGACAUAGUAAUUAACACACAGUGCAGUUAAAUCUACAUACACAUAUAUGCUGUAGUGAUGGCCAAAAAUACUGCAAAUAGUAGGUGCUGAUAUUUUUUAGGAUUUGAUAGUUAGUAUAUAACAAUUUUCAAAUGCUAUCUCUCUGUUUCAAUAAAACUUUAAAUCAAAA